Molecule: messenger RNA, 2574 nt
Organism: Spirodela intermedia
Lineage: Eukaryota; Viridiplantae; Streptophyta; Magnoliopsida; Alismatales; Araceae
Source: the annotation of a GenBank genome assembly
AUGAAAUGGGGGAUGGAGGUGGAGGAGGUCGAGGUUUUGCUGGAGAAGAUCUGCGACCUCCACGACAGGAUUAGCGACGCUAUACACGCCGUGUCUAGGUCACAUUUCCUCAGGUCCAUGACUGCGAACGACGGCAGCAGAAUCUCCGACGAGAAGAAACAUCCAACAGUGGGGGUGGGAGGGGGGCCGGGGGACGAAUGGAAGAGGGGCUACGUGUACGUGAAGGGUUUCAAGCUAGAGGAAGACGAAGCGACCAUUGCAGAGGCAAGGAGCCUCAAUUCCGUCAGGACCGCUCUCGAGGACCUAGAGGAGCAGCUCGAGUUUUUCCAUGUAUGCCUCUCCCUCACCUUCUCUCUCUCUCUCUCUCUCUCUCUCUCUCUCUCUCUCUCUCUCUCUCUCUCUCUCAUAAAAAUACACGCAAACACACGCCUCAGAAUGUUUAUGUGCGCGCUUUUAAGGCAAAAUUUAUCAUGUCUCGAACUAUUGGUGAUUGUAACUAUUGUUUUCGUGUUCACACUUGUGGUCUUAGGGAUAUUGCCUUCCUAAAUUUUCUCAAUGCUUCUAAUGAAGUCCCUAUCUAACUCGGAGAAUGUCAUAUCCAUGCAAUAAACGCGACUCAUACCUCUAUUCUUCUAGAUUUUUCCCUUAGUCGAGUCAUCGUCGAGCAAUUCCUUGGUUUCAUAGGAUUAAGUUGCACAAGUAAUACGAUGGUUUCAUACCACUAACUGGUAUUUGAUACCACGUGGCUUCGUUGGAUGCCAGCCUGUCUGAAGAAGAUUGAAUAUAGGGAGGCUUAUUUGGUUCUGUACAAGAAGACCAAAUCUGCACAAAUGACUUAGAAAUUUUUGAUGAUUCUCUUCCUAUCAUGGACAGUUUUCUUUGACUGCCCGUUGAAUGUCAUCACGUGAGAAAGUCAACACGACCAAUUCUGUUUGGCUAUCUAAUGAGCAUGAAGAAUAGGAACAUUUGCCAUCACUUUUUCAAAAUCCAUAAAUUAAUGUCAAAGUAAAAAUAUAUGAUGGAGAUAGGGGAGGAGACUAACAGAUUGUAUCUAUUAGGUGAAAAUUUUAUGUCCUCAGGAAGAUUUUUGACUGUCAAUCUCAGUACAGCUUGUCAUGAUGAUUUACUAGAAGGUUGUUGAGAUACCUCUUAGAAACGGAAACAUUAAUGUCUAGAAAUCAAGAAGGAAACGUUUGUUGGUUGUCCAGAAAAACAAAGAAAUUAUGAUAUUUAACAAAAACCUUAGAACUUCUGUCUCAUAUUAAUAGCAUUGUUUUAAUUUUCUCUGAUCUAUCUAUAAAUCCAACGUUUUUUUCUUAUUAUUUUAGUCAAUUUCAAAAUGACGACAAGAAAAAGUUAUUGCGAACCACCAAUUCUCUGGUUGUUUGUUCCAUUUCACAAAAGAUUAAUAAGCUGCUGAUAACUGCUGAAAAACCUCAAGCGAACUACCAAUUCUCUGGUUUCUUAUUUCUGUUCAUCAUUUCUGGUUAGUAAAUUUAGACCCCUACACUCGUAAGCGGCUAAUAUAUCCUUCUCUUGAUUAGAGCCUUGAAGAUGCAUCAUGCAGAUUAAUCUGAAGGAGUUAUGCGCAUAUGGUCUCCUAGAUCCACCUUACUGUUCAUAGCAUUAUCCGAAGAGAGUGAGCGUCAAGUUGCUUGUUUGCUGGUGUAUAUAUAUUAUAAUCUUAAAUUUCAGAUUAUGGGUUCGAUAAUCACUAUCCUACAGACCUUUUCUCCUUUCUUGAUGGGAACAACUUGACUCUUGAUCAUGCUAUUUAGAACUGCUUCCAGCUUGCCAGAUAUGACACGAUUCCAUCCCUUCUGCUAUGAUAGUCUCAACUCCCAUCCGUGCAUUCUGCUCCACAUAUAAUCAACACCUCGGAUUUCAGCCAAUUCAUGUGCAUGCUGAUGGAAAAUUACUUGCAUCUCACUGUGGCAGGUAUUUCAUCACUGUGAUAGAGCUAGUGCUUAGGCAUAUUAAUUAUACCAACCAUGCAGUAUAGAAGUUUUUUUCUUACAUGGGUGGGUUUUCCUCUGUGCCUUUUUUUCUCAGACUGUCCAAUCACAACAAAGGGCGGAGCGAGAUGCUGCAAUAGCCCGGCUGGAGCAAAGCCGCAUCAUUCUGGCAAUGAGACUGGCAGACCACCAUGGGAGGAAGUACAAGGUCAUUGAAGAAGCCAUGGCCUUUGUUGGUGACGUGUCUGACGACUCCCAUUUCAUCGGACCUGGAUACACCUUCCAGAGUCACUCCAGUGGGAAACCAAAUCCUCGCCAGGGCAAGCGAUCCAACCCCGUGAUAGGCAUGCUGGUUUCCAGUCUCACACUGGCGAAGAAGUUCCUCGGAUUGGAUAGAUUCGUCGGUGCGCUGGGGAAUGCCACUCUUUUUACUGUCAGCAUGCUUGUACUCCUUCGCAUGCAGCAUGUCUCGAUGAAGAGCGAUCUCUUGCUGGAGCCCCCCACGGGUCAGGUACUAAGAUUUUAUGGCGAAGGGUCCGAGAAUAGAAAUUCCCGGCCGGACAACACUUCCUAUGGGGACCAGAGGCAACCCUUGGACGUGUUGGCCGCCAGAGGCUAG